Coccinella septempunctata (seven-spotted ladybird) is the source of this 1157-nucleotide messenger RNA. RefSeq names its product lysosomal thioesterase PPT2 homolog (gene Ppt2). The transcript has 5 exons. Gene Ontology annotation, cellular component: lysosome. Gene Ontology annotation, molecular function: palmitoyl hydrolase activity; thiolester hydrolase activity. Lineage: Eukaryota; Metazoa; Arthropoda; Insecta; Coleoptera; Coccinellidae. The record is from RefSeq and is a predicted model, not a curated record. Bases 185 to 1078 code for a protein of 297 amino acids.
AUCUCCUGUGAUUGUUUUUGUUUAUUGUUUAUGUAUUGCAAAAUUUGCAAAAUCACUUCAACAACAGAUUUUCUGUAAUCUGUAUAUAUUAUCGAGUAUUUAUCAAUUCAUUAUAGAAGAAUGAACGGAAGUGGCAUUGAAGUAUUUAAUAUUGAACAGAAAAUCUCCUCUGAUCUUCAGUGUUAUGAAAUAUCAUUACAUUAAUGUUUCCAAAAUGAAAUCCAUUUAUACAUUUAUUUUUUUGUCAUUGAUCCUUACAUCAAAAAACAGUUAUGCAUAUAAGCCUGUAUUUUUAAUGCAUGGUAUAGUAACUGGUAGCAUAAGUAUGGAUCUGAUUAAGUCCAGAAUUCAGGAGUUGCAUCCGGGUACUAUAGUAUACAACACAAAUAAAUUCAGUGGAUGGUCAAGUGUAGAAAGUAUGUGGUAUCAAGUACAACAACUGCUAUUAGACAUUAAGAAUAUAACUGAACAACACCCUGAUGGAAUCCAUUUAUUAGGAUAUUCUCAAGGAGCCCUGUUAGCUCGCUCAAUAUUACAAGCAUAUCCUGAGCAUAAUAUCAAGAAUUUCAUAUCACUGAGUGGACCACAGGCUGGUCAAUAUGGAACACAAUUCUUGCAUUUAAUAUUUCCUGGCUUAGCUCUUAAAGAAGCGUAUGAAUUGUUUUAUUCUAGAGUUGGGCAACACACAUCUGUUGGGAAUUAUUGGAAUGAUCCAUUUCAUCAGGAAUUAUAUCAUAAUUUUUCUCAGUACCUACCUUAUAUCAACAAUGAGUUGAAAUCCACAAGAAGUGCUCAAUUUAAAAAUGCCUUGACAAAGUUAAACAAGAUGGUUCUAAUAGGAGGUCCAGACGAUAAUGUCAUAACUCCUUGGGAGUCUAGUCAAUUUGGGUUUUAUAACGAUAAUAUGACGGUGGUCAAUUUGAUCAGCAGGCCUCUAUAUCAGCAGGAUUUGAUAGGGCUGAAAACCCUUGAUGAAAGUGGACGUUUAGAUCUCAUCACUGUUCCAGGAGUCAAUCAUUUCAUGUGGCAUCUCAAUGUUUCCAUUGUAGAUAAUUACAUCAUAAACUAUCUCGAUUGAAUUUUAUUGUGAUACUGCAAUUAAAAAAUUGUAGCAAAUAUAGGUGCCAUUGAAAAUAAUAAAUACUCUGCAGUGAAAA